This is a messenger RNA of Ctenocephalides felis (cat flea), 956 nucleotides long. RefSeq lists its product as uncharacterized. NCBI's taxonomy places the organism in Eukaryota, Metazoa, Arthropoda, Insecta, Siphonaptera, Pulicidae. The record is from RefSeq and is a predicted model, not a curated record. The transcript is spliced from 5 exons. Bases 1 to 909 code for a protein of 302 amino acids.
AUGUAUCAGGAAGAUUGUUGUGUACCGGGAACAGUCGACGGCGGAGACGGGGAUGAUCCACUCUAUACAAAUACGAGUUAUGAGCGAUUUCUGGUUAAGUGUACAUCAGGGGUUUCCAUCAAAGAAGACGUUUUUCUUUUGAAAGGAGAGAGGUUUCUUGAUGGAAAAUUGCUGCAGGCGAAAGGUGGAGCAACAGGAGCAGAAAAUAACACGGUCGUUUCUGUGACCUCUCCAUCCGAGUUCAUCUACAAAACCCACCGAGGCUUAUCAUGUCACUUCGAGAUACCAAACCACAACACUUUGUCAACACAGCUGGACUACCUAUCAAAUCUCACGCCCCACAGCCAAACCUACAACAAAACCUCCAGAAACAAAAGAGAUCUCCUAACCAGCCUGGAUGCCACCAAAAAAUUCCAAAUGAACUACGAUGAGUACCUCCUUCGCCAAGAGUUCCACAAAAGAAAUUACAAACACGAAGCACUGAUGAGAGCCCAUAAUUUGAGGAAACAUAAACUAAAUAGGCAGCACACGAAUGUGAAAGUUUCUAAAUUGAUCACGAAUCAGGAUAAAUGUGAAUUGAUCAGGUUUUAUGGAUGGAUGUUCACCUUGGCUUAUAUAGCUUUUGUGAUUUUUUUGGUGAGGUUUCUGAUUUUGUGCGAGUCUGCUGUUUUUACGAUGUCUCUGAUCACUAUGGCGUUGCCUUUUGCUGGAUUGUACUGGUCGGUGUUCAAAUUGGUGCCUCAGGGGAAUGUCGCUAUAGUCGAAUGGGGGCCUGCUGUUACUGGUGAAAUGAUUUGCUGUUUACUCGGAUUACCCAUAGUUAUGCUGGGUACAAUUUUGUUAUGCAAAGCACAUUUCAGAGACUGCAAGCAAAUAAGUUAUAGAUCGUUUGAUUCAGGAAUGGCCUAGUCGAUAUGGAGAUUUUCAUGUACAUAAGGACUAAAAAAAUUAUUUAU